This is a messenger RNA of Gastrolobium bilobum, 510 nucleotides long. Its product is annotated as DNA damage-binding protein 1a-like. The record is from RefSeq and is a predicted model, not a curated record. Gene Ontology annotation, cellular component: nucleus. Gene Ontology annotation, molecular function: protein binding. The coding region runs from base 4 to 510 and encodes 168 amino acids. The transcript has 4 exons. NCBI's taxonomy places the organism in Eukaryota, Viridiplantae, Streptophyta, Magnoliopsida, Fabales, Fabaceae.
GGUAUGGAAAAAAAAAUAUGGAUACUCACUCUCUCUCUCUCUCCAAAGAGCAAAGUUACAUCAAUUUGUAUAUUAGGCUUGAGGAGCUCCAAGUUUUGGAUAUCAAAUUUCUUUAUGGGUUGUUCAAAGCCAACUAUUGUGGUUCUUUACCAGGAUAACAAAGAUGCUCGUCAUGUUAAAACAUAUGAGGUUGCUCUGAAGGAUAAAGAUUUUGUUGAGGGUCCAUGGUCCCAGAACAAUCUUGAUAAUGGGGCUGAUUUAUUGAUACCAGUUCCCCCACCUCUUUGUGGUGUGCUUAUUAUUGGAGAAGAAACCAUAGUAUACUGCAGUGCUAGUGCUUUUAAAGCUAUCCCAAUCAGACCUUCAAGUACAAAAGCCUAUGGAAGAGUUGAUCCUGAUGGUUCUAGAUAUUUACUUGGUGACUAUACAGGGUUGCUUAGUCUACUUGUAAUAAGCCAUGAGAAAGAAAAGUACGCGAUCACUCAUUCACUUGUUUCCAUGUUGGCUUAA